This is a messenger RNA of Neurospora hispaniola, 2442 nucleotides long. RefSeq lists its product as uncharacterized. NCBI's taxonomy places the organism in Eukaryota, Fungi, Ascomycota, Sordariomycetes, Sordariales, Sordariaceae. Gene Ontology annotation, cellular component: nuclear chromosome. Gene Ontology annotation, biological process: positive regulation of transcription by RNA polymerase II; meiotic cell cycle. The transcript has 4 exons. The coding region runs from base 246 to 2387 and encodes 713 amino acids. The record is from RefSeq and is a predicted model, not a curated record. Gene Ontology annotation, molecular function: DNA binding; DNA-binding transcription factor activity.
AAUCCAGGCCUCGCUUCCCUCAGCCUCAGCCUCAGCCGAUUGAACGGACAGCCGUGGGACACACCACACCAUGUGUUAUAGAAGCGGCGGCAAGGUAUAAGCAACACCGUUAUCGGGACCUAUCCCGCCAGAUCACCAUUCGAACCAAACUAGCCGCGGCUAGUCGUCACCGCGAUCGACACACACGAGCAUCGAUAUUGAAUCCGGCCAAUCUCUACUCAUCUGUUAACACCACCGACGAUGCAAUGGCCAGCUUCAAUUCCAUACCACAGCUCCCCAAUGGCGCACCAGUCGAUACUGCCGACGCCCUCGGGCUGAACGCCGCCGGUCAACCUAUGGGCAUGGGAAUGGGAAUGGGCAUGGGCGAUCCCUUUGGCUUUGAAGAAGCGCUUCUUGAUGUCAACGCCGACCUCCACGCCGGAAUCCCCUUCACCCCCUCCGCCUACGACUUCGACAACUUCACCUUCGAAGACCCCUUCUCCACGACAACAUCCUUCCCACCCCUCCCCGCGCACUCGCAAGGGCACAGCCACAUCCACAUCCAGGGCCAUGGCCACACACCAUAUAACCUCCCAUCCGUCGGCGGGGGUCCCAUCGUCGGCGCCGUCGCCGCCGAAGCCGAAGCCGCCCUCAAAAUAACCACCAACGAAGUCGACUCGCCCUCCGACCUGCUCGACAACAAGCUGCUCGGCUUCAGCCCGCCCAUCCCCUCCGGGCAAGCGACCCUGGUCGACUCUGAAACGGGGCGGUUCGCCGACUUGAACAUGACUGCUGAGCUAUACGGCAUGUUUUUUGUUGCCGAGGAUGUGUUUGCCAGUAACACGCCCGUUAGUGAUCAAGGACAGGGACUAGGACAGGCACAGGGACAGGCACAGCACCCCGGUGCGAGGCCGUUGGAGUUGACGUGUUAUCGGAGGAAUCUCUGGCAAUGUACAGGGCAGAUUACGUUGCCUAGACAUGCGUUGCAUUGCUCGCUUUUGCUGGAUGGCAACGAGCAGCAGGGUGGUGGCAACGGGGUAGGGAGACAGGUGCGGAUCAAAGAGCUGUGGGCGUCCAUCACGGCUAUGGAGAGUAUCGAGGGGAAACCGACGGAGAUUAUCAGCAUUCCGUGGAAGAGUAAUAAUCCCGCUUUUGCCGCUGCAGGGGGAGGGGGACAACAACAGGGACAGCAGCCAGAAGAAUCGUCAAGGACAGCGACCACACCACCAAAGCAGUUACUCGACUUAUCCGCCGGACAAGAAAUCGAUAAAAGCGGGAACAGAGUGUCGAUACCCGUGUCGUGGAAGCGGUUGCAAUUUAAGCACGCCACGGCGAAUAAUGGACGGAGAAAGGGGUUGCAGCAGCAUUAUGUGGUGCAAAUCAACUUGUUGGCCAAGACCGCUGAGUCGGGGGACAAGCUGAUCAAGUUGGCGGAGAUCCAAUCUGGCCCGGUGAUUGUGAGGGGGAGGAGUCCGAGGAAUUUUGACAGUAGGAGGGAUGUGCCGUUGACGGGCGAUCGGAAGGGCAUGUUGCAACGGACAAAUACGGAGGGGUCUGGUGGUGUUGGUGCUGGUGCUGGUGGGAACAGCAGCCAUGACAAACAACAGACGCAGCAGCAGCAGCAGCAGGGUAUGGAUAGGACCGAGAUGCUCCAGAGAUAUCAUUCGUUGGGAAAUCAGCCAUCAGACUGGUCAUCCUCAACCGGCGGGCCCACCCCCCAACCCUUCAGCACCUCACCCAACCUCCAUCAACAACAACACCCCAACAAGAAACUCGCCAUGUCCUCUAACUCUCCGGGAUCUUCUUCUCGACCACCAAUACCAUCAUGGGGAUCCUUAUCCUCGGACGUCGCCAACAAUCACAACAGUGGCUCACGAAGGAAUCCCACGCCCUUAGCUGCCCCAAACAGAACCAGUCAUCACAGAAAUGCCUCCUCCUCUGCAGGUGCCCUGCCAAUUAGUUUGUCCCUGUCGGAAGACGAGCAGAGGAGUCCGCCUAUGAAUAGGACUGCUACUCCUGGCUCGACGGGGGCAGGGGCGGGGGCGGGAGAUAGUCCGUUAUAUGGCAAGAUAAAUGUCCCUGGUGGCAUGAAGAGGAAUACAGCUGGGAAAGGGAUGGGUUUUGGCACUGGAUCGAGAGGACUUACUACUCACUCCUCCAACAAUAAGGGUGAUAGCCACUUUGAAAGUGGAAGUCUGGGGCAGAAUCAGUACCAGAAGGAAAAUGUGGGAAGUCCGAUUGAGGCGGCUGAUCUUUUGUAUGAGUACUUUCCGCUGAGUUUGGAUGAUUGGAUGCCACCAGUAGACGCAGUCUACCGCCCCCACGUCGUACACCACACCAUCGUCCCGCCCGAAAUCAAGGCGCAACAAACGAAUAGCAGGACAAAACGGUAUUUUGCUGCUGAGUGAGUGAGUGAGUGACUGAUGAAUUAACGAAUGAAUGUCUUGAGCGGCUAGUUGGGUG